AUUCCCACAUUUUUCACUCAUUUGGAUCCUAUCUCUUGAUUCCACCUCUGACAUUUGUCAUCCAUCAAGUGAACCCUUCAAACCACCAAAACAACCUGUCAAACCAGCAUCGUCACACUUGACUCAUCCCAACACAAUGACCAAGAAAACCAUCCUCGUCACUGGUGCCACCGGCCAGCAAGGCGGUGCCGUCAUUGACGCCCUCAUGGACCUCGAUAAGUCCGGCGAGAAGUUCUCCAUUCUCGCCGUCACCCGCAAAGCCGAAAGCCCUGCCGCCCUUGACCUUGUCAAGCGCUACCCGCGCGUCAAGCUGGUUGAAGGCAACCUCGACAAUGUGCCGGCCCUCUUCGAGUCGGCCAAGAUCAUCGCAGGCGAUCAGCAACUCCCCAUCUGGGGCGUCUUUUCUGUUCAAGUCUCCAUGGGCCCCGGCGUGACCUUUGACGGCGAGGUCAAGCAAGGCAAGGCCCUCGUUGACGGAGCCAUUGCCAACGGUGUUCAGCACUUUGUGUACAGCUCUGUGGAGCGCGGUGGCGAUGCCAGGAGCUGGGAGAACCCGACACCUAUCCCACACUUUCAGACCAAGAAGAUAAUUGAGGAUUAUCUGAAUGCGACGUGCGGCAAGCAGCCUGGAUCCAGGAUGGGCUGGACGAUUCUGAGGCCCGUGGCGUUCAUGGAUAACCUCAAGCCCGGCAUGCCGACGAGCCUCUUCUUGACUGCGCUUAAGAAUCACUUGGGGGAGAACAGAAAGUCUCUGCAGUGGAUUGCGGUGCAUGACAUUGGUGUCUUUGCGGCCAAGGUGUUUGACGCGCCGGAGGACUGGAAUCACACGGCGGUCGGGCUGGCGGGGGAUGAGUUGACGAUUGAGCAGCUCAGCAGGGCCUUCUCCAAGGCGACUGGAUAUCCGAUGCCGCUGACGUAUUCGUUCGCCGGAAGUCUGUUGACCUUUGUUGCCAGGGAGCUUGGCUUGAUGAUUCGCUGGUUCGCGGACGAGGGCUACAAGGCUGACAUUGAGGCGAGGAGGAGGGACCACCCUGGCAUGUUGACGAUGGAGCAGUGGUUGCUGACGAAGAGUCAGUUUAGCACGGGGGUUGACGGCGCGCAGAUUGGAGCUUGAGGCAUCUUGGAUUCAUGUGUACCUCUACUUGUAUGUGGCAGAGGGAAGGAUGGUGGGAGAAGGGAAGCGAUGAGAGGAAAAAAAACGAAAGGGAAGACAGAAGGGUUGGGGACGAGGAGGGGCACCAGAAUUACACUCCACUUUUUGUAUUGUUACCAAUGUUUAUCGUUAUUGCUCCAAA
Neurospora crassa OR74A is the source of this 1295-nucleotide messenger RNA. RefSeq names its product NmrA family protein. NCBI's taxonomy places the organism in Eukaryota, Fungi, Ascomycota, Sordariomycetes, Sordariales, Sordariaceae. The record is from RefSeq and is a predicted model, not a curated record. The coding region runs from base 137 to 1114 and encodes 325 amino acids. The transcript has a single exon.